AGGGUCUUCCCCUUUCACAGGAGGGUUCCGCCGCAUCAUUGCAGAUCACCAGCCUAAAAAUUCCGACAGUUGUCGUCUUCUCCAGCGGCGAAUCGAAUAGCAAAUACAAGUGAGCAACAGGAAGAAGCAGACCGUAUAAGUAUGCUCCACGGUCCCCACCCGAAGCUGGUAUAUCAUCUUAUCCCGACAUCUUCAGUAUCCAGCUGCUACAUACUAUCGCAAAGCCUCACUAUCAUCAUCCUUUCUAAAUCCUCAUAACGUACAUACCCUUAUCCUAUCUAUUGCAUUCUACAUCCCGCAUAAUGAAUGAAUUCGCUGUUUGCCCGACCGCCGGCCGCGACAGGCGGGUAUCCUCCGUAUCCUCCAUGGUGGCCACUGCGGCCAAACUGGACUCGGGACCAACAGUAGUCGUUCCCCCCGCCUCGUACAUGGCCUCCACAAUCCCCGAGACAAUGGCAAUCGCCAGGGCUCAUACGGACCACACCAUCAUGGACGAUGAGAUAUCGAGCGACGACGAAUCCUCCACGCCGAUCAGCACCGUUGUUCCCACUUACGCCUUUGCCUUCGAUAUCGAUGGAGUUUUGCUGGCCGGCGGAGAGGUUAUUCCCGGAGCCAAGGAGGCCAUGAGAGUGCUGAACGGCGAAAAUCCGGAUGGUAUCAAGGUUCCCUAUAUCUUCGUCACCAAUGGUGGUGGCAAGACCGAGCAAGAGCGGUGUCUGGACCUAAGCAAGCAGCUCGGCGUAUCCGUAUCUCCGGGUCAAUUCAUCUGCGGGCACACACCGAUGCGGGAAAUGGCCGAGAAGUACGGCACCGUCCUCGUCGUCGGUGGCGAAGGCGAGAAGUGCCGAAACGUCGCGGAAGGAUACGGUUUCAACGACGUGGUAACUCCUGGCGACAUCAUGAAGUGGAAGUCGGCCGUCACACCUUUCCGCAAUCUCACGGACGACGAGCACAAGAACUCGCGGGACCGCGAUUUCUCGCAGGUCGAGAUCGAGGCGAUCUUUGUUUUUGCCGACAGCCGGUUUUGGGGCGACGAUACCCAGAUAAUUCUGGACUUGCUCAUGAGCAAGAACGGACGCAUGGGGACGCUCUCUGACACCUUCGACGAGGGCCCGCCAAUCUACUUCUCCCACAACGACGUAGUGUGGGCUACAAACUUUGGUCUCAACCGGCUCGGAAUGGGCGCGCUCCGCGUCUUCAUCGAAGCUCUGUACAAAGAGCGUACAGGCAAGACUCUGAAAUCGGCAACGUCUUUUGGAAAACCACAGGUUGGUACCUUCCAGUACGCAACUAGGGUCCUUGAGCAGUGGCGGGAGGAUGUGUUUGGCGAGGAGGGACCUCCAAAGACGGUCUACUUUGUUGGCGAUACGCCAGAAUCAGAUAUCCGGGGUACAAACGAAUUCCACAAGCAUGUCGACGAGGAAUGGUACUCAAUCCUGGUCAAGACGGGAGUCUACCAAUCCGGCACCGAGCCGCGCCACAAGCCCCGAGUGAUUGUCGACAACGUCCUUGACGCGGUCAAGCACGGAAUGGAGCGAUCACGGAAAGCCGCGCUGAAAGAGAUGGAGGAGCUCAACAACGGCGUCGCAGUUCAGAAGUGAAACUUCCCCCCCCCCCACCAACGUCGACGGUGCGCAGCAGCGGUAAAAGUGGAACCCUGAGCCCGAUAAAAUGGUGCUCGGUAAUGCUCAAUUCAGCCGG
Tricharina praecox is the source of this 1701-nucleotide messenger RNA. RefSeq names its product HAD superfamily hydrolase-like protein. The record is from RefSeq and is a predicted model, not a curated record. Gene Ontology annotation, cellular component: mitochondrion. Gene Ontology annotation, biological process: glycerophospholipid biosynthetic process. Bases 303 to 1601 code for a protein of 432 amino acids. The transcript has 3 exons. Lineage: Eukaryota; Fungi; Ascomycota; Pezizomycetes; Pezizales; Pyronemataceae.